CAGCGCGGCUGGGGUCACGUGGUUCGCCGGCAGCCGCCCCGCCUCUUUCCCGGCGGGACGCUCGGGACCGCCCGAGCUGCGCAGGGCGGCCGGGGAGUCACACCUCAUUGGUUUAUGUGGUAAAUGAGCUUCUUGGCAUAGAAGGAAAUUAAAGAAUGAUGGCUUCAUUCCAGCGCUCCAAUAGUCAUGACAAAGUAAGGAGAAUAGUUGCAGAGGAGGGUCGUACAGCAAGAAAUCUAAUAGCCUGGAGUGUUCCACUAGAAAGCAAAGAUGAUGAUGGAAAACCUAAAUGUCAAACUGGUGGAAAAUCAAAGAGGACAAUUCAAAGCAUGCAUAAAACUAUUAAACAGAACACUGCAGUAGACUGUAAAAUAACAUCAUCUACAACUGGAGAUAAACAGUUUGAUAAAAGUCCCACUAAAACAAGGCACCCUCGGAAAAUUGAUUUAAGAGCUAGAUACUGGGCAUUUCUUUUUGACAAUCUUCGCCGGGCAGUAGAUGAAAUCUAUGUAACUUGUGAAUCAGAUCAGAGUGUGGUGGAAUGUAAGGAAGUGCUAAUGAUGCUGGAUAACUAUGUCAGAGAUUUCAAAGCAUUGAUUGACUGGAUUCAACUUCAGGAAAAGCUAGAGAAGACAGAUGCUCAAAGCAGACCAACUUCAUUGGCAUGGGAAGUAAAGAAGAUGUCUCCUGGACGCCACGUGAUUCCAAGUCCAUCAACAGAUAGAAUAAGUGUAACAUCAAAUGCUCGAAGAAGCUUAAAUUUUGGGGCUUCACCUGGCACAGUGGCUGCUCCCCGUCUGGCUCCCACAGGUGUCAGUUGGGCCGACAAGGUAAAGGCUCAUCACACAGGCUCUACUGGUUCUUCAGAUGUGACACCUGUCCCGACUUGCCCACCAGUGACAGUACAGAAGACUUCCUGCAAAACUGAACGGAAAGAUGCUGAAGGAUGGGAGACUGUUCAGAGAGGAAGACCUGUUCGUUCACGAUCAGCAGCGGUGAUGGCAAAAGUUUCAACAGAAGCAUUAAGGUCAAAGGAUGACAGUGAUAAAGAAAAUGUACGCCUUUUACCUGACGAAAGCAUACAGAAAGGUGAAUUUUUUGGCGAUGGACCUUCCAGUAUUAUAGAAGCCAGACCCAAAGACUCAUUAUACUCUUGUGACCAUCCUCUGGCUGAAAGAACCCAGUUCACAGCGAGUACAUUCGAUGAUGUCAAGAACUCUGGCAGUCGUAUCUUACAAGACAGUUCUGUGCGAACUUCUGAAAUACUUCCUGUUCAUGUUGAUACAGACUGUGUUUCAGUUACUCAGCAAGCUGACACACCUCCUUCUCAUACAAGUGAAGACAAAUUUUCAGCAGAGAAAGCAAGGAUGGAAAGUGAAAUGGACUCUUCAGAUAUUUCAAAUUCCAUGGCAGAAGUUCUUGCCAAAAAGGAAGAGCUAGCAGAUCGUCUAGAAAAGGCCAAUGAAGAAGCCAUUGCUAGUGCUAUUGCUGAAGAGGAACAGUUAACGAGAGAAAUCGAAGCUGAAGAAAACAAUGAUAUUAAUAUUGAAACUGACAACGACAGCGAUUUUUCUGCCAGCAUGGGCAGUGGGAGUGUAUUUUUCUGUGGUAUGUCUAUGGACUGGAACGAUGUCCUUGCAGAUUAUGAAGCUCGGGAAUCUUGGCGCCAAAAUACAUCCUGGGGGGAUAUUGUAGAGGAGGAACCUGCUAGACCUCCAGGACAUGGGAUUCACAUGCAUGAAAAGCUUUCCUCCCCAUCUCGGAAAAGAACAAUUGCAGAGUCUAAGAAGAAACAUGAAGAAAAACAAAUGAAAGCACAACAGCUAAGGGAAAAGUUACGUGAAGAGAAAACAUUAAAGCUUCAGAAAUUGUUAGAAAGGGAAAAAGAUGUCCGGAAAUGGAAGGAAGAAUUGCUAGAGCAACGACGUCGGAUGAUGGAGGAGAAAUUACUUCAUGCUGAAUUUAAACGAGAGGUGCAGUUACAAGCAAUUGUUAAAAAAGCGCAAGAGGAAGAAGCUAAGGUAAAUGAAAUUGCCUUCAUAAACACCCUUGAAGCCCAGAAUAAACGCCAUGAUGUUUUAUCGAAAUUGAAGGAAUAUGAGCAGAGGCUUAAUGAGUUACAGGAAGAACGUCAGCGAAGACAGGAAGAAAAGCAAGCACGUGAUGAAGCUGUCCAGGAACGAAAGAGAGCGCUGGAGGCCGAACGACAGGCCCGUGUAGAAGAACUGUUAAUGAAGAGGAAGGAGCAGGAAGCCCGAAUUGAACAACAAAGGCAAGAAAAGGAGAAAGCCCGGGAGGAUGCCGCCAGGGAAAGAGCCAGAGACAGGGAAGAACGAUUAGCAGCCCUCACAGCUGCUCAACAGGAAGCUAUGGAAGAGCUACAGAAGAAAAUUCAGCUCAAGCAUGAUGAAAGUAUUCGAAGGCACAUGGAGCAGAUUGAACAGAGAAAAGAAAAAGCUGCCGAGCUAAGCAGUGGACGACAUGCGAAUACUGAUUAUGCUCCCAGACUGACCCCUUACGAAAGGAAGAAGCAGUGCUCUCUGUGCGGUGUCCUGAUUUCUUCAGAGGUGUAUCUCUUCAGCCACAUUAAAGGCAGAAAACACCAGCAAGCUGUGAGGGAGAAUAGCAGCAUCCAAGGGCGUGAGCUCUCAGAUGAAGAAGUGGAGCAUCUUUCCUUAAAGAAGUACAUUGUUGACGUUGUGGUUGAAAGUACAGCUCCCCUAGAGCCUUUGAAAGAUGAAGAGCGACAAAAACAUAAAAAAAAAGCCAAAAGGAUAAAAGCCCGCAUGAACUCCAGGGCCAAGGAAUAUGAAAGUUUAAUGGAAACAAAAAAUUGUGGCUCUGACUCACCUUAUAAAGCAAAGCUGCAGCGAUUAGCCAAAGAUCUCCUAAAGCAACUACAAGUACAAGACAGUGGACCGUGGGCAAACACUAAGGUUUCUGCUUUAGAUCGGACCCUAGGAGAGAUCGCCAGAAUAUUGGAAAAAGAGAAUGUGGCAGAUCAGAUUGCAUUUCAAGUUGCUGGUGGGUUGACGGCCCUUGAACACAUCCUGCAAGUAGUGGUCCCAGCCACAAACGUGAACACAAUUUCACGAAUUCCUCCUAAGUCUGUGUGCAGUGCAAUCAAUGUUUACAACCUCACCUGCAACAACUGCUCAGAAAACUGCACUGAUGUUCUCUUUAGUAACAAGAUUACCUUCUUAAUGGACCUCUUGCUACACUACUUGACGGUUUAUGUUCCAGAUGAAAAUAAUGCUAUUUUGGGAAGAAAUGCAAAUAAGCAAGUUUUUGAAGGCUUGACAACGGGACUUCUCAAAGUCAGUUCUGUGAUUUUCAGCUGCCUGAUUGCCAAUCGACCACAUGGAAACAGCCAGCCAGCUCUACCAAAAAUAUCAACACAGGAAAUGAGAAACAAAUCCUCCCAAGGUGAUGCUUUUAACAGUCGCGUUCAGGACCUCAUCAGUUACGUGGUGAGCUCAGGUCUUGUCGACAAGCUGUGCGGCUGCUUCCUGUCGGUGCAAGGCCCCGUAGAUGAGAGCCCCAGGACGGCCGCGCUCCUGCAGCAUGCCGCCGGCCUAUUACAGGGAGCCUGCACGCUGUGCUUCGCUGUCACCAGGAGGCCAUACACCAUAUUUGACAGUAAUCGCCAGGAUCCCACGGGCCUGACAGCGGCUCUUCAGGCCACAGACCUCGCCGGAGUCCUGCACAUGCUGUACUGCGUCCUCUUCCAUGGCAGCAUCUCAGAGCCUGGCACUGCCAGCCCCAAGGAGAGCUAUCCUCAGAGCACGGUCCAAGUGGCCAUUCAGACUCUGCGCUUCUUCAACAGCUUUGCAGCUCUCGACCUGCCUGCUUUUCAGUCCGUUGUAGGGGCAGAGGGCUUGUCCCUGGCGUUCCGACACAUCGCCAGCUCCCUGCUGGGCCACUGCAGCCACGUCUCCUGUGAAAGCCUCCUUCACGAGGUCAUCAUCUGUGUGGGCUACUUCACUGUCUGCCACCCCGAUAACCAGGUCAUCGUACAGUCAGGCCGCCACCCCACGGUGCUACAGAAGCUGUGCCAGCUGCCCUUCCGGUAUUUCAGUGACCCUCGGCUGAUCAGAGUGCUGUUCCCUUCGCUUAUCGCGGCGUGUUACAACAACCGUCAGAACAAGACCGCCCUGGAGCAGGAGAUGACCUGUGCGCUGCUGGCCACGUUCAUCCAGGAUUUUGCACAGACUCCAGGUCAGGCAGAUAACCAGUCUUAUCAGCCCAAAGGAAAAUGCCUCGGCUCCCAAGACUAUCUUGAGCUGGCUAACAGAUUUCCUCAGCAGGCCUGGGAAGACGCUCGACAGUUUUUCUUAAAAAAAGAAAAAUAAUAAAUGUUUUGGUUCUAUAUCUGAGUACCCUUAUUAAUAUUUUAAAUUGUUCAAACCCUCUAGCUGUUCCUGAAGAAAGUCAUUUUCACAUGUUUGCACUCUCCCCUGUAUUGUAGACACAGUUUAUCCUUUGCACUAUUUAUAUUGACUGUCCAUACUGUAAUGUUCUGCUGUUGAGUUUAUUUCAUUUAUGCACAAUAUUUUGGAGUUUGGUAGCUUCCAUCCGUUAAUAUGUACUCUGCAUUUGUAAUAUGGGUGAUAGACAUAAAAUUAGCAAGUCUGUUCUGUUCUGGUAAUAAAAUAUCUUAUUCUGUU
This is a messenger RNA of Rhinolophus ferrumequinum (greater horseshoe bat), 4667 nucleotides long. It is a transcript of the gene SCAPER, whose product is annotated as S-phase cyclin A associated protein in the ER. Lineage: Eukaryota; Metazoa; Chordata; Mammalia; Chiroptera; Rhinolophidae. The record is from RefSeq and is a predicted model, not a curated record. The transcript has 32 exons. Bases 156 to 4352 code for a protein of 1398 amino acids.